This is a messenger RNA of Malus domestica (apple), 1720 nucleotides long. RefSeq lists its product as uncharacterized. NCBI's taxonomy places the organism in Eukaryota, Viridiplantae, Streptophyta, Magnoliopsida, Rosales, Rosaceae. The record is from RefSeq and is a predicted model, not a curated record.
GCUCCCACUAUUUUCGCCUUCCUCUCUCUGAAACAAAACGUAAAUCCCCAAAAUGCCCUCACCGUCGCUCCGCCUGUCCACCACCACUCACCACCACUUGGGGUUCAACCACACACUCUCUUCCGCGGCGGCCCAAAACCUCUUCACCUCUCUUUCCUUCCCGCCCUCCACUUUCCCAAAAUACCCUCGGAAGGUCGCUGCCCAGUGCCAAAAGAAACCAGUAUCCAACAGCAGAGGCAGAGCCAGGGACGGGGGCUUGCUCAAUGUGAAGGGAAAAUCGGAAAAUGUCUGGAGCGUUGACAACGAGCUCGCUGCGAAGGAUAAGGGGAGAGGGGGAAGCCCGAGGAGAAGAGACAAAAGGAGGGUUGUGAGGAGGACGAGAAGCGAUGGCGGGAAAAGUGUGUUGGUCUCUGGUGCUAUGUUAAUGGAGGUCGAGACCGUUCUUCAAACUCAGGAACCUGUAAUAAGACCAGCAUGGAAUACAUUUGCUAGUAGCGUCAGUGGGAUAUGGAAGGGGGUUGGAGCUGUCUUUUCACCCAUCACUGCUGAAAUGGAACCUAUUGAAGUCGGAAGCAGGAAUGAGCACCUAUAUGAUUGCUAUACUGUUUCCCGCAUUGAGGAUGUUCCAUCUUCGUCUGGAGGGCCAACAUCUCAAAUCCAGAGGAAGAUUAAUUGGGUGACUCUAAACCCUUAUGGUGAAAUACCACAGCAUAAAGUUGGAGAUGCAGCUUUACCCAAAAGUUAUGCUGACAGAAGUGGGAAAAAUCGUGUUUUGCCUCAAUUUGGGUCUUUUAACUUUGAAAGAAGUGAUGUGAUGGAAGAAGAUCUCAUGGGCAAGGAACCUGGUCUUGUUUUCUUUGAGGAUGGAUCUUAUUCAAGGGGCCCUGUUGAUAUCCCGGUUGGUGAAGUUGAUGAUUCUCAAUAUUACCUUUCACCAACUUUCAAAUUUGAACAGUGCUUGGUUAAAGGUUGCCAUAAGAGACUUCGUAUCGUUCAUACUAUAGAAUUCAGCAAUGGUGGUUCAAACAUACAGAUAAUGAGAGUAGCUGUUUAUGAAGAGCAGUGGGAUAGCCCUGCCAAUCUUCAUGACCAAAGUGACCAGGAGUUGGAUUUGAAACCCUUUUCUCAGCGCAAACGAACCCGGCCAUCAGAGCUGGCUGGAUCCUGGAAGGUAUUUGAGGUCAGUGCCACUCCAAUAUUUGGUGAGGAGAUCGAUGAGAUGUCUAUGGCUCAAAACGAUAGCACUCCAUAUGUCUAUCUUUGCACAGAAACUCUAAAAAAGAGAAGCUUGCCUGGGAAUCCAGUUUACUUCGGAGAAGAAGAGAUGGUAGACAUGCAAGAUGUGACUAUGCUUUGGCUACCGGGUGGUGUCACUGCCUAUGUUGAUGUAAAUAAGGAUGGCAUCCUUUGCAUUGGAGUCGGAUGGUACUCUGAUGAAGGGAUCAACCUUGUUAUGGAGAGGGAUUAUGGAGUAGAUGGGAAACUCAAGGAGGUCCGAUCAAAGUCAGAGGUAAAAAGACGGUGGUCUGAUCCGCUACCUGCGUAAACUUUUCUUGAAACAGUUUUGAUCUGUUUCUUCGUUCUCAAUUGUUUUUCCCCGGUUUUAUAGUAAUUGGCUGUACAUUAUCUCCAUAGUCUAGAUUAAGAAAGAAACAACACUGAAUGCUCGAAAAUUUACAUAUUGAUGGUAUUCAAAAGGGAAUUGUUAUUAGCACUCCAA